This is a messenger RNA of Helicoverpa armigera (cotton bollworm), 2046 nucleotides long. RefSeq names its product dnaJ homolog subfamily C member 9-like. Bases 1049 to 1501 code for a protein of 150 amino acids. The record is from RefSeq and is a predicted model, not a curated record. NCBI's taxonomy places the organism in Eukaryota, Metazoa, Arthropoda, Insecta, Lepidoptera, Noctuidae. Gene Ontology annotation, molecular function: heat shock protein binding. The transcript is spliced from 5 exons. Gene Ontology annotation, cellular component: nucleus; cytoplasm.
UGUUGACUUACAGUUGUGAAAAUAAGAUAAAAAUAUAAGUGAUUCAAUUGUUUUUUGGGAAGACAAAACUUUUGAUCACAACAUUUUUUUAUGCUGGCAAGGUGUUAGAAAGAGACAAACAGCCUCCGUUCGAACUAUCCCUCUCGGCUCGGAUUUGCCUCUGUGUAUUAUGCAACCAAUUUAGUACCUUAUUGCGUUAGAAUAGAGUUCAUUUUCGUAAAUAUAUAUUUUGAGCGUGCGCAAUCUUGUUUAGUAAUAUUAUAUCUAUGGUAUGGAUGUUCUUGUCUAUGGUUAGAAUGAAAAUGUUUUUUUUUCUUGGCUAGUCGCUUUAUGCGCAUUGCCACCGACAAAAAAAUGAAAAUGUUAUAAACUAUUUUCAUUCAUCCUACCUAUCCUACUUCCUACUUUAUAUUUUAGAUGUGAAAGUUUGUGAGAAUGUAUGGAUGUAUGUUUGUUAUUCAAUCACGCAAAAACGGCUGGACCGAUUUGAUUGAAAUUUGGUAUGUAGAUUGGUGAUACCCUGGAUUAACAUAUAGGCUACUUUUUAUCAACACACCACGCGGGCGAUGCCGCUGGAGGAAGCUAGUAUGAAAUAAAUACACACAUCGUGCGCGCAUCUAUCCCUUGUUUAGACAUUGAUGUCUUUGGUACUUGCGGUUAUAUUUUUACUUUCCGGAAAUCAAAACAUCUAUGCCGUCAACAUGUUUUUAAUGUAAAAUAAAAAUAUAUACUUAAGUUGUUCACCUGGCUGUUCAUGGUAUGUAAUUUCACAGUAGUUGAAAAAUAAAAUGUAAUAUAAUAUAAUAUAAAAUAAAAUAGAUAAAGUGCCAAAUGUUGGUAUUUUUUUUUCUAUGGUCGUCAACACUCGCAAUAGUGCUAUCUCAUUUGUCUAUAGUUUUCUCUGUCUACGAAUGGACGGACGGUUACUUUCUGACUCUUCAGCAGUUUGCUGGUAAUUUUGGCGCGUUUAUAAUUUCACAUUUACCUAUAAUAUAAUUUUUGACAAAUAGCUUUUUAUUGACUUAAUUCAGUAAAAAACAAAGAUAAUAUGUGUCUCCUGGAAUUGUGUGAAAAAUACUUCCAAACCACAAAUCUAUACGAAGUUUUACAAAUUCCCGAAACUGCCUCCGACAAAGAAGUGAAGAAAGCUUACCAUAAGUUAUCACUAAAAAUACAUCCCGAUAAAGUUGAAGAAGAUAAAAGACUGGAAGCAACUGAGAAAUUUAAAGUGUUGAGAAGUAUUUAUGAGAUCCUCAUGGAUCAAAAGAGGAGAUCCAUAUAUGAUGCAACCAAAUCUGUAAAUAAUGAUAACUUUAAUGUCAUCAUUAAUGAUGGUUGGGAUUGGGACGUGUACUGGCCAUGGCUAUUUAUUAUGUCUUUUUUACAAGAAAGAUCAUCAGCUGUAGAAAAUCAGGAUAUCAAUAAAGCUUAUUUAGCCAGCCUGGGUGACAUGAACUACAUAGUUAUUAUAGUUAUUAUAUUAUAUAUAUUCAGUUUGUAAGAACUGACCAAGAACCGAGAAUAAAAAAGAUAGUCAACGAACUGAUGAAGACUGGUGAAGUGCCAGAUGACACAUUUGUUCACGAGCCAGCCAGUCGACAUAUAAGAAGGAGAAUAAGGAGGCUAUACUAUCUGAAGAACUGUAAAUAGAACUAUGACUUGGACAUUUUUAUUCUAUUUACUUUGUUUGAAAAAUUCACAUCAACAAAAGUAAAAGGAAGAAAUAAAAGAAAUGAAAAUUGUUACUUGAUCUCAUUGUUGAUUAUGCAUGUUGAUUAUCGUAUAGAUUAUAGUAUCCUCCUUGUAUUUCUGUAACUUUCUUCCUCUAUUGUGUAACACAAUUAUUGUGUGUUUCAUAGGUAAGUACGUGUUUGUUGAUUAAAAAAUUAUGUUAUUUUUUUCUACCUCUCUUGUUAUUACUUUUUGUAUAAAGGUUGUUGUUGCCACACUUUUUAUAUUAAAAAGUUAAUAGUGCAUGUUUAAAAUGACAGAUUCUUCUGUUUUCGUUUUUUUUUGUAAUUUAUAUCCAGGUUGUGCUCAGUUAAU